AUGUCGGGGUUGAAUCAUUCGGGUCCUUCCUUAGUCGCGGCUGCGCGUCUGGCUAACGUGGCUGAGGAAGCUGCAUCUAUCAACCAUCCGGGCAACCUUAAUCCGGAUGCUGAUGUAGCUGAAACGGCCCCGUUGGAGGAAGCGGGGGCAAAAAGCCAAAGUCAGCCUUCCGACGACCCGGAUCGCCUGGCCAUCGUCCUGGUGAAAGGGCCUCCUCUCAAGAAGCCGCGUUUGACGCGCAAUCUACAGUCCGGACUCUUUGAGCGGCUUCAAGAGCGGCACCUCCAAGCCGUUAUCAAGGAAACCCUGAGGCUAUACACAGCAGUUCUUCUAUCUGUGCCACACGAAGCCAUGGAAGACUGUCAUGUUGCUGGCUACCACAUUCCAAAAGGCACCCGCUUGUUCGUGAAUGCGUGGAAGUUGCACCGUGACCCCAGUGUCUGGUCCGACCCUGAAGAUUUCCAACUGGAGAGGUUUCUGACAAGCCAUGCAAAUUUAGAUGUUUUGGGGCAGCAUUUUGAGCUCAUCCCAUUUGGUUCUGGUAGAAGAUCUUGCCCAGGAUCACCAUGGCCUUAA
Molecule: messenger RNA, 576 nt
Organism: Vitis vinifera (wine grape)
Lineage: Eukaryota; Viridiplantae; Streptophyta; Magnoliopsida; Vitales; Vitaceae
Product: xanthotoxin 5-hydroxylase CYP82C4-like
Exons: 2
Coding region: 1-576 (191 amino acids)
Biological process (GO): defense response to other organism
Molecular function (GO): oxidoreductase activity, acting on paired donors, with incorporation or reduction of molecular oxygen; iron ion binding; heme binding
Source: RefSeq, a predicted model, not a curated record